GGAAUCAAAAAUUGCCGCUCAUGCCAAAAUGUGGGCAAGAAUGAAAGAAACAAAAAAAGUUUUUGUUCGUAAUAACCGGGAAGGUGUAGAAAAAGUUUUGAGAGAACGUUAUGCAUUUUUAAUGGAAUCAAGUUCAUUAGAAUAUGAAGUACAACAAAAUUGUAAUUUAACACAAAUUGGGGGUGUUUUAGGUUCUAAAGGGUAUGGAAUUGCUUUACAAAAAGAUUCAGAAUGGACUGAUAGAAUUAGUAGACAAAUACUUUUAUAUCAAAAACGUGGUGUUAUUGAAAUGAAAAAGACAAAAUGGUGGCGAUCAAAGUAA
Molecule: messenger RNA, 322 nt
Organism: Meloidogyne enterolobii
Lineage: Eukaryota; Metazoa; Nematoda; Chromadorea; Rhabditida; Meloidogynidae
Source: the annotation of a GenBank genome assembly